UGCUAGGAUCUCACUCUUCCUGGGAUGUUGAAGAGAGCAGUAGUAUAGGUGGAAUCCUAGCCAACCCUAAGAAACAGGAUUAACCUCACCAGUUCUCCUGGGAACCUUUGAUUCAUUUGGUUUGUUUUCUGAAACAUUGAUUCUUUGGUCACAGAUUGCAGUGAUGCCUGUUUCUGGAACACCUGCUCCAAACAACAAGAGGAAGAAGCCUUUGAAAAUCAUCACAGAUUUUUCAAACAUCUCACAACAUGACCAGCAAGAUGAGGAUUCUGCAGCUGCUGAACUGGACUUGGGGACCAAAAUAAAAGCCCCUAAAGAUGUGAUCUUGGAGGAACUGUCUCUCAUGAAGAACAAGGGCUCCAAAAUGUUCAAGAUGAGACAGCAGAGGGUGGAGAAAUUCAUCAUCAGUGAUGAGAACCUGCUAAACCUCCAGAACCUGGCUCCUUCUCUGGGAUGUGAAAUGGCCACUUCACCCGAACCAUCUCCCAAACCAGAGCCACCUCAAGAGGAAGUAAAAGCUGAGGCAGAGAAGGAAAAGAGGCAACUUGAGUCUGUUAAAACAUAUGUAUCACCAUGGGAACGUGCUAUGAAAAAUGAUGAGGAACUUAAAGAAACCAUGAAGCUGAAAAUGCCGGGGCCUAAAGUUCACAAGGAACUUCCCAAGUACAAGAGUUUCAACAGAACGGCUCUACCCUUUGGAGGACUGGUGAAGGCCUCUCAGCUUGUCACCUUUGAGCCCCCAGAAGUCAAGAUGACUGAUGAAGAGCCACAGCAAGUGUCUGUAUUGCAGUAUAACCUUAGCUGUCGUCCUUCUUUCAACCGCACUCCGAUUGGCUGGACGUGCAAUGAGGAGCACAGCCACAUCCACAUGGAGCUGGAAAACCUCCCCUUUGAUGGAGAGACUGACGACCUCUAAGAAACCUGCCCAUCAUAUGUGAACAACAUAUACACAAAAAACAACAUACAUGCUCUAAUGUGAAGGCCAAGUACACAUGUGUAAGCACAAACACAAACCAGCAAACAGGGACCUUAUGCACUCACACCCCAAAAAAUAUGACAAGAGAAUGGAAUCAUCUUUGCCUUUUCUCGCAUUGUUUUGUGUGCUGUUUACUUUGGAAACCCAUCACUGCAUGUUGUGAUUAGCUGGUUCAACUGUUACCAGACACACUAUGCCUAAAUGACUGUACUGAUAUUUAAGAUAGACAUAUGAUAGACAUAUGACUAAAUAAUAAGCAAAAAUUUAGCACUAAAAUAAACAGUUAUACCUAAACAGAA
This is a messenger RNA of Carassius gibelio (silver crucian carp), 1275 nucleotides long. RefSeq names its product myozenin-1-like. The record is from RefSeq and is a predicted model, not a curated record. Gene Ontology annotation, molecular function: actin binding; FATZ binding; telethonin binding. The transcript is spliced from 6 exons. Gene Ontology annotation, cellular component: Z disc; actin cytoskeleton. Bases 164 to 916 code for a protein of 250 amino acids. NCBI's taxonomy places the organism in Eukaryota, Metazoa, Chordata, Actinopteri, Cypriniformes, Cyprinidae.